CAGAGAGCCAAGGCAGCACUGCAACAAUCAUGACUGUCUUCUAGACUUCUGCAUACAGAUAUGUAUCAUUUCAAAUUAUUUUUGAAGAAUCUGUCGCUGUUAUUCAUUUUUGUGGAACACGUUAAACCUGCGGUAUUCUCAGACGGCUGGAAGCAUGCAUAUGCAGAAGACAAACUCUUUAAAAAACUCUUCAUCGGAUAUAAUAAGUGGUCCAGACCGGUGCGGAACAUCACUGAUGUUGUUAUCGUCAAAUUUGGCCUGUCGAUUGCCCAGCUUAUUGAUGUGGAUGAGAAAAAUCAAAUGAUGACAACAAACGUUUGGCUGAAACAGGAAUGGAAUGAUUAUAAACUGCGCUGGAAUCCAUCUGAAUUUGAUAAUGUGACAUCUAUUAGAGUCCCGUCAGAGAUGAUUUGGGUGCCUGAUAUUGUCUUAUACAAUAAUGCAGAUGGUGAGUUUGCGGUGACCCACAUGACCAAAGCCCACCUGUUCCACACAGGAAAAGUGAGUUGGGUUCCUCCAGCCAUCUACAAGAGCUCCUGCAGCAUUGAUGUCACCUUCUUCCCAUUUGACCAACAAAAUUGCAAGAUGAAGUUCGGCUCCUGGACCUACGACAAGGCCAAGAUUGACCUGGAGCAGAUCGAGAGCACCGUGGACCUGAAGGACUACUGGGAGAGCGGCGAAUGGGCCAUCGUCAAUGCCGUGGGAACCUACAACACAAAGAAAUACGACUGUUGUCAUGAGAUCUACCCGGACAUCACCUACUUCUUCAUCAUCCGCCGUCUGCCUCUGUUCUACACCAUCAACCUCAUCAUUCCCUGCUUGCUCAUUUCAUGUUUGACAGUGUUGGUGUUCUACCUGCCGUCAGACUGUGGAGAGAAGAUCACCUUGUGCAUUUCCGUCCUCCUUUCCCUCACAGUUUUCCUGUUGCUCAUCACCGAAAUCAUUCCCUCGACGUCUCUGGUCAUUCCACUGAUUGGAGAGUACCUGCUCUUCACUAUGAUCUUCGUCACCCUCUCUAUAGUCAUUACCGUUUUUGUGCUUAAUGUGCACCAUCGUUCACCAAGCACACAUAAAAUGCCCUGCUGGGUCCGUUCGGUGUUCCUGGACCUCAUUCCCCGCUGGCUCUUCAUGAGACGCCCGGAACCUGAUCAGAAACGCCGCAAUACGGCCAACCCCAGCACGUCCAAAAGCUGGCUUCAGCAGGAGACGGAUGUGGAUGGGCUGAAAUGUCAGGACAUGGAGUUCGGGUUAGGGAUGGGAAUAUCAACGUCCAUCUCGCCCCCAUCUGCCACGCCUCUGCAUCUGUCCGACUCGGAGCCUUUACUCCAGCAGGUGGGACAUGUGAUGAACCAGCAUCCAGCAAAGCUUACAUAUCUCGUGUCAGACCCCAGACUGACCUUCUCACCGUGUGUCCUACGAGCUCUGGACGGGGUUCAGUACAUCGCUGAUCACCUGCGGGCUGAGGAUGAAGACUUCUCAGUCAAGGAGGACUGGAAAUACGUGGCAAUGGUGUUUGACCGUAUCUUUCUGUGGAUGUUCAUCAUCGUGUGCUUGUUGGGGACGGUCGGCCUCUUCUUACCUCCCUGGAUAUCAGGAAUGAUCUAA
Messenger RNA from Carassius carassius (crucian carp), 1605 nucleotides. It is a transcript of the gene chrna2a, whose product is annotated as cholinergic receptor, nicotinic, alpha 2a (neuronal). The record is from RefSeq and is a predicted model, not a curated record. Gene Ontology annotation, molecular function: acetylcholine-gated monoatomic cation-selective channel activity; transmembrane signaling receptor activity. The transcript is spliced from 6 exons. NCBI's taxonomy places the organism in Eukaryota, Metazoa, Chordata, Actinopteri, Cypriniformes, Cyprinidae. Bases 61 to 1605 code for a protein of 514 amino acids. Gene Ontology annotation, biological process: nervous system process; monoatomic ion transmembrane transport; chemical synaptic transmission. Gene Ontology annotation, cellular component: postsynaptic membrane; neuron projection; synapse.